AGAAACGUUGAAAAAAGAAGGAAGAAUCAUAUGGAGACCAUAGAAAUCCCAAGUCUGGAUUUUGGUUCGUCUGCUCCUUCUUCUUCUUCGUCUUUGUCAUCGUCAUCACUAGUAUCACCACCCAGCAACAAUAUCACAUGUAUCGAUCGUGAGCUUUACAAGGCUGCAGUUGAAGGAAAUUUCAAGGAAUUCAUCAAUGUCCAAAGCAUUGAGUCUAUCCUCACACCAAACAAAAACACGGUCCUUCACGUGCACUUAACAUCCACAGAAACAACUCCAAGUCUACUUCCACUACCAUUCCUCCUAAAGAUUCGAAUUAAAUUUCAAAAUCUAAUCAGAUACAAAAGUAUCAAACAAGAACCCGUUUCAGAACGUUUCGUACAACAGAUUUUAGACAAGUGUGAAGGUCUACUUCUGCUUCCCAACAUCAAAGGAGAAACGCCCCUUCACUUGGCUGCUAGAGAAAAGGCUUUUAAGAGCUGAAACCCAAGAGAAUGAUACUGCGUUACACGAGGCAAUACGCCAUUGUCACUAUGAAAUAGUAG
Messenger RNA from Arachis stenosperma, 545 nucleotides. RefSeq lists its product as uncharacterized. Bases 31 to 483 code for a protein of 150 amino acids. The record is from RefSeq and is a predicted model, not a curated record. NCBI's taxonomy places the organism in Eukaryota, Viridiplantae, Streptophyta, Magnoliopsida, Fabales, Fabaceae. The transcript is spliced from 2 exons.